Molecule: messenger RNA, 845 nt
Organism: Mya arenaria
Lineage: Eukaryota; Metazoa; Mollusca; Bivalvia; Myida; Myidae
Product: protein N-lysine methyltransferase METTL21A-like
Exons: 3
Coding region: 39-836 (265 amino acids)
Biological process (GO): peptidyl-lysine methylation
Cellular component (GO): cytoplasm; cytosol
Molecular function (GO): protein-lysine N-methyltransferase activity
Source: RefSeq, a predicted model, not a curated record
CCGCCAUAAACAAAACGCAUCACAUUGAUGUGAAUUUUAUGUUUGUAAUGCAAGUCGAGCGCAAUGCAUUGAUAUCAAAAAGAGCCGUAGCCGUUCUAUUGAUUGUUUACACUUUUCUUUUACAAUGUAUCCAAGCUGAAUAUUGUGACACACGAUCUGAAGAUAAAAAUACUGAAGUAAACACUGGACAGUGCAUUGAUACCAAUACAAUGGCUUUGAUGGUUUAUAAUGAAAACGAUGUUCUGCCACUUCAUAGACAAGAAAGAAAGUUUAAUUUUGCCUCACACGAUAUAAUUAUCAAGCAAGAUUGGAAAGGGCUCGGUGUUGCAGCAGUUGUGUGGGAUGCAGCUGAAGUUUUGGCUUGCUACCUGGAGAGUCAUACUGAAGUUGUGCAUGACCGAUCAGUGAUUGAGCUGGGAGCAGGGGCUGGGCUGGUUGGCAUGGUUACUGCUCUACUUGGAGGGCAGAUAACGAUAACUGACCGUGAAGAGGUAAUUGAAUAUCUUCGCUCAAUUGUUGAGAAAAAUGUUCCGGAAGAGUCCCUGGACAGGGUCAGCAUUCAGCCGCUUGACUGGACCAAGGAUCUGGCCAGCUUUUCUCAAACAUUCGAUGUGAUCUUGGGGGCUGACAUUGUGUACAUUGAAGAAGUGUUUGAGGACCUUCUCAAGACAUUGAUAAAGCUCAGCAGAAAAGAUACACUCAUUUUAUUGUCGUGUAGAAUUCGGUAUGAUAGAGACACUAGGUUUUUGGAAAGAUUAAAGGAACAUUUUGUUGUUGAGAAAAUUCUCUAUAGUGAUAAAAUGGAUGUCAAUCUGUAUAAAGCAAUAAAACGAUAGUUCUUUUAA